AUGAACGAGGUGUCUGUCAUUAAAGAAGGCUGGCUCCACAAGCGUGGUGAAUACAUCAAGACGUGGAGGCCCCGGUACUUCCUGCUGAAGAGUGACGGCUCCUUCAUUGGCUAUAAGGAGCGGCCCGAGGCCCCUGACCAGACCCUGCCCCCUUUAAACAACUUCUCCGUUGCGGAAUGCCAGCUGAUGAAGACGGAGAGGCCGCGGCCCAACACGUUUGUCAUACGCUGCUUGCAGUGGACCACAGUCAUCGAGAGGACCUUCCAUGUAGACUCUCCAGAUGAGAGGGAAGAGUGGAUGCGGGCCAUCCAGAUGGUCGCCAACAGCCUCAAGCAGCGGGGCCCAGGCGAGGACCCGAUGGAAUACAAGUGUGGCUCCCCUAGUGACUCUUCUGCAGCUGAGGAGAUGGAAGUGGCAGUUAGCAAGGCACGGGCCAAGGUGACCAUGAAUGACUUCGACUAUCUCAAGCUCCUCGGCAAGGGCACCUUCGGCAAAGUCAUCCUGGUGCGGGAGAAGGCCACCGGCCGCUACUACGCCAUGAAGAUCCUGCGGAAGGAGGUCAUCAUCGCCAAGGAUGAAGUCGCCCACACAGUCACCGAGAGCCGAGUCCUCCAGAACACCAGGCACCCGUUCCUCACUGCGCUGAAGUACGCCUUCCAGACCCACGACCGCCUGUGCUUCGUGAUGGAGUACGCCAACGGUGGGGAGCUGUUCUUCCACCUGUCCCGGGAGCGCGUCUUCACGGAGGAGCGGGCCCGCUUCUAUGGCGCAGAGAUCGUCUCGGCCCUGGAGUACCUGCACUCGAGGGAUGUGGUGUACCGCGACAUCAAGCUGGAAAACCUCAUGCUGGACAAAGAUGGCCACAUCAAGAUCACUGACUUCGGCCUGUGCAAAGAGGGCAUCAGUGAUGGGGCCACCAUGAAAACCUUCUGCGGAACCCCCGAAUAUCUGGCACCCGAGGUCCUGGAGGACAACGACUACGGCCGGGCGGUGGACUGGUGGGGGCUGGGCGUGGUCAUGUACGAGAUGAUGUGCGGCCGCCUGCCCUUCUACAACCAGGACCACGAGCGCCUCUUCGAGCUCAUCCUCAUGGAGGAGAUCCGCUUCCCGCGCACGCUCAGCCCCGAGGCCAAGGCCCUGCUGGCGGGGCUGCUAAAGAAGGACCCCAAGCAGAGGCUCGGCGGGGGGCCCAGCGACGCCAAGGAGGUCAUGGAGCACAGGUUCUUCCUCAGCAUCAACUGGCAGGAUGUGGUACAGAAGAAGCUCCCACCACCCUUCAAACCUCAGGUCACAUCUGAGGUCGACACCAGGUACUUCGAUGAUGAGUUCACUGCCCAGUCCAUCACAAUCACACCCCCGGACCGCUAUGACAGCCUGGGCUCUCUUGACAUGGACCAGCGGACUCACUUCCCCCAGUUCUCCUACUCGGCCAGCAUCCGCGAGUGA
Messenger RNA from Pipistrellus nathusii (Nathusius's pipistrelle), 1446 nucleotides. NCBI's taxonomy places the organism in Eukaryota, Metazoa, Chordata, Mammalia, Chiroptera, Vespertilionidae. The record is from the annotation of a GenBank genome assembly.